AUGCCUCGGACACCCUCGCCCUCCUACCGCAAUACGACGCCACCCGUUGAAGAGAUCCCAAUGCAAGAAACCAAGCCUCAAACCGAGUCUGGGCCCGAGCCCGACCUUCCAACGCUCAACACUGAUACCCAGGACUUUGCUUCGCCUAAGAGUCAUGCUAUCACCUUCACCGACGCCGAUGGAAUCGAACGUGGCCAGACCCUCGAGCCUCCCGGGCACAUGCUCAGCGAAGUGUUCUCGAAUACGUUUUCCACUGAAGAGGAGGAGCGUCAGUUUUCCAUGAGACCUCGAUCAAUGUCUCACCAUCUGUCUGCGAAGGAUAUUCCAUCUAGGAAAUGGUUGACAAUCAAGGCAAAGUGGUGGAGAGCUCUGGAAAUGCUAGGCAUGUGCUUCCACAGCUGGGCCUGGCCUCGUCCUGCAAAGCCGGCCUUCAAAUGGGGGAUCGAGACAGAGACCGAGCCGAUCGAGCUAUAUUUCUACCUUCCUCCGAUAUACAACGAGGCCUUGCAAAGGGAUCCCUUGCAUCGCUUUCCGGCGGUUGUCAACUUUCAUGGCGGUGGGUUUUGCUUGGGUGAUGCACAAGAUGACCAGUAUUGGGCUCGGGUUGUUCUUCAGCAUACAAACUGUAUUUUCGUCAGCGUCAACUAUAGGCGUGCUCCCGAGCACCCUUUUCCUACGCCUGUCGAUGAUUGUGUCGAAGCACUUGUCUUCAUCGCCGAAAAUGCGGAUGAACUGCAUAUAGAUCAAACCAACAUCGCGCUGUCCGGGUUUUCAGCAGGCGCGAACUUGGCCUUCUCGGCGCCUCUGCGUCUGGCAUUUCAUCGAAAGAUGAACGCGUUGGAGAAGUUUCGAUCCAGGCCCUUCACCUCGCAGAGUGCCGAUACUACCGACACUUAUGGUUCUUAUAUGACCGAGCCCGAUGAUCAUCACGAAUUUCACAACUUCCUCACGCCGGUACCCUCGGGCUCUGCCCUGUCGACUUCGAAUCUAGUGAGACCGAGGACGGGAACUCCGCUGCAAAUUCGUUCUGUUGUCGCUUGGUAUCCACUGCUGGAUUGGACAAUGUCCCGGUCACGCAAGAUCAGGGAGUCUCGCAAUCCCAAGAAAUGUCUUUCCAAGACCUUCACCGACCUGUUCGACUUCUCUUACCUCCCUGCGCCGGACCUUCACGGCGACCACUGCAGCCCGUACGCGUCUCCGGCACUGGCACCCGACGAAAUGAUCCGUGAAGGCUUGCCACGCGAUAUUCAGUUGUGGCUUUGUGAGUGGGACAUGCUCCUCCGUGAAGGUCAAUUAUUUGCCGAGCGACUGGACAAUCUGGGCAAACGCAUCGACCACAAGACAAUUCCUCGCGUACCUCAUGCUUGGGACAAGUCUCCAAACCCGUUCCGCGACCAGAAGGCCAUUGACGUCCUGUACACGAAAGCCGCCAUCGGUUUAAACAGAGUGUUCCAGGACAGAGAUGGAGUCGGUCCUUUCAGCUCGAUGAGCUCGCUUCACCCCGACGAUCCUAUCAUCCAAAGACAACCUAGGAGGAGUGUCGUUAUGCCGCUGUAA
Fonsecaea nubica is the source of this 1557-nucleotide messenger RNA. RefSeq lists its product as hypothetical. The transcript has a single exon. NCBI's taxonomy places the organism in Eukaryota, Fungi, Ascomycota, Eurotiomycetes, Chaetothyriales, Herpotrichiellaceae. Gene Ontology annotation, molecular function: hydrolase activity. Bases 1 to 1557 code for a protein of 518 amino acids. The record is from RefSeq and is a predicted model, not a curated record.